Aspergillus puulaauensis is the source of this 1458-nucleotide messenger RNA. RefSeq lists its product as uncharacterized. The record is from RefSeq and is a predicted model, not a curated record. The transcript is spliced from 8 exons. Gene Ontology annotation, molecular function: transmembrane transporter activity. Lineage: Eukaryota; Fungi; Ascomycota; Eurotiomycetes; Eurotiales; Aspergillaceae. Gene Ontology annotation, cellular component: membrane. The coding region runs from base 1 to 1458 and encodes 485 amino acids. Gene Ontology annotation, biological process: transmembrane transport.
AUGCGUGGCACUACGACCACCGCAGAUGAGAAACAAGAUCUCGCUCAUCUCGAAGACACUCUCAAACACGACGAUGAAGCCGCUGAACGAUUCAGUCCCAAGAAGGCUGCGUCCAUCAGGCGUCGAAUCGACUUUCGGCUGAUCCCCUGCCUGGGUCUUAUGUACUUCGUUUCGCUGAUGGAUCGAAAGAACGUCGCAAAUGCAGCCAUCGCCGGAAUGAGGGAGGACCUCGACAUGCUGGAUGGGUAUCGAUAUAGCCUGAUGACACUGGUCUUCUUCAUCACCUACACUAUUCUCCAGCCUCCAAUGACGCUUGUAUGUCGCAAGAUUGGCCCGCGCAACUUCUUGCCGGCGAUCUGUUUCCUGUGGGGUGUUGUCAUUAUUGGCUUUGGGUUUAGCAAGGAGUGGACUACUCUGGUGGCCUUGAGACUUGUCCUGGGGAUUCUCGAGGCAGGGUACUUUCCAGGCUGUGUUUAUCUUUUGUCAACUUGGUAUACUCGAUUCGAGGUUGCACGGCGGUAUUCCGCUUUCUAUCUCAUUGGCAGUUUCGGAUCUGCAUGUUCCGGAAUCAUUGCUUAUGGCUUGAUGCAAAUGGAAGGCGUGGAGGGUCUUCGUGGCUGGAGAUGGAUUUUCAUUAUAGAGGGCGUCAUUACCUGCGCAAUUGCUAUCAUCGCAUAUAUUUUUAUUAUCCGCUUUCCAGACGAAGAGCGAGAACGUCCGUCCUCGCACUUCUUGAAAUCGGACGAAUGCCAGUUCAUCAUUGACCGGCUGGAACACGACCGAGGAGACGUGGAAAUUGAAGAAUUCAACUUAGUGAAAUACCUCAAGCCGGCUCUGCACCCAGAGGUCUGGGGAUUUGCGUUUAUCUUCUUCUGCACGACAACCGUCUCGUACGCAUUUGCAUACUUCCUCCCCAUCAUCCUGCGUGAAAACCUGAAAUUCAGUCUGGCGGCGUCCCAGUGCCUUAUUGCGCCGCCCUAUGCAUUUGCGGCAAUUCUGAUGUAUGCUACAGCCUGGGUGGGAGAUCGGUACCGGGUUCGCGGCGUCAUCAUUGUGGUGAACAGCCUGAUUGCGGUCAUUGGGCUCCCUAUAAUGGGAUUCCAUCCGAGCCCGUCAGUCAGAUACUUUGGUGUGUUUCUGGCGGUUGGCGGGACAAACGCUAAUGUCCCGGCUACCAUGACAUAUCAGGCAAACAACAUCCGCGGCCAGUGGAAGCGGGCGUUUUGCUCUGCGACGUUGACUGGCAUGGGCGGCAUUGGAGGCGUCGCAGGCAGUCUUGUAUUCCGAAGUCAAGAUCGACCGGAUUACAUGCCUGGGAUGGUGGCAACGAUCGUUUGCAAUGGUGCCGUAGUCCUUACCGUUGCUGUUCUCACUGUGUACUUCAGAAGGUCGAACAAGAAAGCCGACCAGGGAGAAAAGGUUAUCGACGACGAUCCGAAUUUCAGGUAUACUGUGUGA